Messenger RNA from Drosophila eugracilis, 864 nucleotides. Its product is annotated as seminase-like. NCBI's taxonomy places the organism in Eukaryota, Metazoa, Arthropoda, Insecta, Diptera, Drosophilidae. Gene Ontology annotation, molecular function: serine-type endopeptidase activity. Gene Ontology annotation, biological process: proteolysis. The record is from RefSeq and is a predicted model, not a curated record. The transcript has a single exon. The coding region runs from base 1 to 864 and encodes 287 amino acids.
AUGUUGAAGAACUUUUACUGGGCCCUGUUAGUCUCCGCUUUGUGGCCUCUGCUAACGUGGGGCAAGAUUUACAAAUACAACAUCACUCUAAAGACUCCGAAAUCGAAGCGUUGGUGGGAAGGUCCGGAGUCGAAUACGGGUCGUAACUACGGAGGCUGGUUGUUCCGGGUAACUCAUUUUCGAGAGGGGACAUUCUGCGGUGCGUCUUACUACAGUCCACUUUUGAUGAUCGUCUCGGCGAACUGCAUCUAUCCGUAUCGCUAUGAUCUAGACGGCACGAGUGUGACGCCCACGUUUACUGACGAAGACAUCUUUGGAUUGAUUGACAUCGUAUACACGCCCUCAAAGUUUAUAUACCAAAAACUAUACAUGGACAUCGCACUCAUACGUCUGCGAAAUCCUAUCAAAGGAAAAACGACCGAGUUCAUAAAGCUCUGCAGUACGACCAUAAGUGCCGGAAUGAUGAUGACGGCGUACGCAUGGGGCUUUGACUCAAUGACAUGGGAACCGCCGAGCACGGUGACCAAAAAUGGUUCUGUACCCGUUUUGGACAUUAAGUUGUGCCAGAAAAAGUAUAAAAACACCACGACUAAGCUGUCGAGUACCUCCUUCUGUGUAACGCAUCCAAAAGAUAAUAAUAUGUGCCGCUACGAUGGAGGUGCCCCUCUCACCUACGGCACCGAACUCUGCGGCGUAGUGUCCCGUGGACCACUCUGCAGCGACACCAAGCAACCGGGAAUCUACACGAAUAUAAACAAGAUGAUCGAAUUCAUUGAGGGGACUGAGAAGAAUAUCAAUAAUGGUAUCCUGAAGGAGCCAAAGACCUCCAGAAGGUCAAUUAAACCAGGACCAAACCGGCAAUAA